GCAUUGCCAUAGGGAAAUCGGUCUUCGGUCAAGGAGCAUUUGCUUUGUCAAGCUGUUCUGAUGAAUCCUGUGGAAAAUCAACUUUGGAGCCAACCACAUUAGCGAGGAGGGCUGAAUAAUGGAACUGGGGAAAGCGAAGCUGCUGAGAACAGGCCUUAAUGCUUUGCACCAGGCCAUACACCCUGUGCAUGGGAUUGCGUGGACAGAUGGCAAGCAGGUGGCACUGACUGGCCUGCACUUUCACAACAAAGAACUGCGGUUUGGCGACUCAACUGUUAUUGGUCAGUUUGAACACGUCCAUGGACUUUACUGGAGCCCAUGUUACUCGUCUGACACGCCAGCUCUGCUAGCUGUUCAGCAUAAGAAGCAUGUCAGCGUUUGGCAACUGAGCCACGUUGCCUCGGAAAAGAAUAAGCUCCUGGUUUCUCAGACCUGUGAAAUUGGCGAGCCAUUCCAGUUGCUUCCUCAGGGAUGUGUGUGGCACCCAAAGAGAGACGUUUUGUCUGUGCUUACCAAAAGGGAUGCUUCUGUUUUAUAUGCCGUUCGUUCAGACAACUCCAGGAUUAAAGCAGAUAUCAAAAGCAGUGGUCUCAUCCACUGUGCUUGCUGGACUAAGGAUGGCCAUCGCUUAGUUGUUGCUAUAGGCAGCGCUCUUCACUCCUAUAUAUGGGACGAUGCCCAGAAAACAUUAAACGCUUGCUCCUUUUGCCCAAUAUUUGACGUUGGAAGCUACAUUUGUGCUAUUGAAGCCACGUUGGAUUUUCAAAUUGCUGUGGCUACCGAACUCCCCCUUGAUAAGAUUUGUGGCUUAAAUGCAGGCAUCACAUUUGAAUUGCCUGUAGGAACGGAAACGGGUUCUUUAACUUCACAGUCUACACUGGUGCUUGGGGAUGAGGAAUACUCUAUGGAUCUGCGAAGAAAGUCUAUAGAUUCAGACAAAUCAGUAGCCGUUGAUUCAGUAGCUUCAUCUUCCUCGGGCCCAGUUGAUUUAACCCACAUCCUUUCAAAUCACCGGAGAUCUGAUCCCAGUCCUCUCAUUCCUUUGAGAAGGAAGGAUUACCCUUCAGGAACUGGCCAAGAUUCGUCACACUUGAUCUUAGUGACUUUUGAAGGAAAGGUAACCACAACCAGGAAAGUCAGCAUUCCAGGAAUUUUGGUCCCUGAUAUAAUUGCUUUUGACCUUAGAGCUCAGAUUGUGGCAAUAGCUUCCAACACUUGUAACAUUGUUUUGGUCUACUCUGUCACCUCAUCCUGCAUGCCCAACAUUCAGCAAAUCCAACUAGAGAAAAGCGAACGACCCAAGGGUCUGUCCUUUUUGACAGAGAAACUCUUACUAGUUCUGAUAGGGAAGCAGAAGUUCACUGACCCCUCACUUAUCCCAUCAUCUAAUUCUGAUAGAUAUAUCAUCCGACUGAUGAUCAAAGAAUUAAUAUUUGAGGAAGAGCCAUCAGCAAAAUCUGAUACCGCCCACAGCCUGCCAUUCAGUUUUGAGUCCUCUGUGAACAUUCCUGGGAAAAGAAAGUAUUUUGAGAAUCUUGCUGCAGAGGAUCACAUUGUAGGGCAGGAGCUCUUAAUCCCAGGCAGAACGAUUAUUCAGUCACCUAGUGGCAGGAGACGAAUGCUGGAAGAAGUGAAGAGUCCUAGUUAUGAGCAAAGUUCAUCAUCUAGUGUGAGCGAUUUUGAUGAGAAAAGAGUCUUAGGUGACCCAUCCAUUGCACUGGAAACUUUGGAUGCAGAACCAAUUAAUAGGUCAGUAGCCCUAUUUGGUCUUGGAACGCCUACCAGGUUUUCCAACAGAUCAGUUUCUUCUAAAGUGAUGCAGGAAACUUUGAAUUCUCCUAAAAACAGCAGCUUGGCUAAUGAAAAAGGAGCCAGUCAAAUAUCCAGGAAUUUGGAAAAAUUGUGUGGCAGCUUCAAUGACUUACAGUUGAGACUUCUGGAACUAGUAGAUUUCACAAAAAAUGGAAAGAGACUAUCUGUAGCUUACCCAUCUUCUCAAGAACCACCUUUUGUUCAUAUCACCUACCAGAAGCAUUUUUCAAAUGGAGCUAUAGCUGAAGAAACAAGAACUGUUCUCCUGUGUGAUGGCAAGGUUCAUCUGAAUUUAGUCCAACGACUUUUUGAUCUGCCUAUUGUUGAAAUGAAACAUGGUUCUUCUUGGAUUGUUCUUACUGCAGAUGGUGAAGGUUUUAUACCAUUAACAUUUAAGGCAAAGCAAGAGAUCAUCAUAAGGGAGGGGAGUGAUAGUUUGGAAGCCUGUGGAAGUCACUCCUUCAAAAGAAACAUUUCUUCGCAACCACCGAGCAGCGUGACAUAAUAAGGCAAACCAAAAAAAAGAUGUUCUUCAACAUAAAUAACUGCAUGAGUAGAAAAUGAUCAGCAGGAUUUUUGACUGCAUUUUAAACUAAAACUCAUGUGGCUUGUGUUCCAUGGUAGCUAGUCCUCCUCACAGUAAUCUACUGGAUCAGAUCUAGUAUGUCAUGUCUGUAUCCACUGAGGCUACAGACUGAGAUUCCUGGCACUGAAAAGGAGAAUACUGAACUAAAAGUAAUGUCACGACAAUGGGUAAAUAUUGCCAUAUUCAGAUUUGGUAUAUAUUCUGUGCAUGAAAAGUUAGCAUUAAUGAAGUUCAUGUUUGCUAAAGAAAGGCUAAGUUUGGUAGGCUAACUUGCCCUAAGGAUUCUGGGGGUGUGAAAAACAUGCAUUAGUUUGGAGUCUACACAAUGCCAAGAUGCUGGUGCAGAAUGGUUUGGUCUGUUUUAAUUUUUCAUGUGGCAAAGCUUCUCCCUAGAUUAUACUAAAGAACUCCAAGAAACAACAAAGCAAAGAAGAAGAAAACACAAUGGGGUGGUUACUAACUUCCAGUGAGUACAAGUAAUUCACAGGAAAUGCCCAUUGGCAGAAAGAAAUGGAAGCAGAUUUCACCAAUAUCCCCUUCCCACAGCAGCCUCCUGUGCCCUCUGUGGUGUAGUGGCUAGAGUGCUGGACUAGGACCUAGGAAAACCAGGGAUCAAAUAUCCACUUAGCCAUGAACCUAGCUGGUUGCCCUUGAACCAGUCACUGUUUCUGACCUAGAAGAAACAUGAGCACCUUUGAGGAAAGGUGGGAUAUAAUGGUAACAUUAAAAAAUUGUGGGACCUUCUGACAUACAGGUAGCAAUUUGGGCUGCAGAGGAAAAGGAGAACUGGCAAAAAAAAAAUCACCUCCCCCUCUGGCCUGUUAGUUCUGCUCUAGGCAACUCUAGAUCCAGUCCAUAUGUGUUUAUUUUGCCACAAAUGCAGUGAGAUUGACACAUGUGCAUUUAUUAUACAUGACAUAACAAAAUAUAUGUG
This is a messenger RNA of Podarcis muralis (Common wall lizard), 3332 nucleotides long. It is a transcript of the gene WDCP, whose product is annotated as WD repeat and coiled coil containing. The record is from RefSeq and is a predicted model, not a curated record. Lineage: Eukaryota; Metazoa; Chordata; Lepidosauria; Squamata; Lacertidae. Gene Ontology annotation, molecular function: kinase binding.